This is a messenger RNA of Neodiprion fabricii, 7379 nucleotides long. It is a transcript of the gene lap, whose product is annotated as phosphatidylinositol-binding clathrin assembly protein LAP. Lineage: Eukaryota; Metazoa; Arthropoda; Insecta; Hymenoptera; Diprionidae. Gene Ontology annotation, cellular component: clathrin-coated pit; clathrin-coated vesicle; extrinsic component of presynaptic endocytic zone membrane. Bases 891 to 3701 code for a protein of 936 amino acids. Gene Ontology annotation, molecular function: SNARE binding; phosphatidylinositol-4,5-bisphosphate binding; clathrin heavy chain binding. The record is from RefSeq and is a predicted model, not a curated record. The transcript has 19 exons. Gene Ontology annotation, biological process: clathrin-dependent endocytosis; synaptic vesicle budding from presynaptic endocytic zone membrane; clathrin coat assembly.
GAGAGUUAUACGCUUCGUAACUGAAUUUUUCUUCGUUUCAUGGUGAAAAAAAAAAAACAAGAAUACUCUGUGUACAGUAAACAUACUUAUGCUCAACAUCUACGCUUACGUUAAAUUUUGAGGUUAUGGCGGCAGCGAGAACGUACUUUUAAGCAAGAAGAAAUGUAGACUCUCCACAUCGUGAUAUUAAAUAUGUGAAUUUGUAUUUUCCUUAAAUAUAAAUUGCACAUUCAUACCGGCAAAAUACUUUUGCAAGCAAAAGUAAACCAAGCAAUUAAGUUUCAAAAUUCGCGCCAUUACAAAACACAGGAUCAGCGCCACUCAGCGGCGAUUAAAUGUCCACGUUUCGACCGUUCCGAUUUGCCAGAUUCAGUUAAACCUUCGAAGCAUCGGUAUAUCGUCCAUCGAGACCGCGAUUUAAACCGCGUGAAAAUUUUCUCCAAACAACGUCCCAUCGAAAUAUUCACGGUCGGAGAUAACAGUCACUCAACGACUAACCAGUAGUGACGUCACGCGUCGCGAUAGGUGUCGAGUGGUUCGGCGCGGCGGCCAUCUUUGAUUUAAUCGCCGUGAUUGCCGUGAACCGGAGUCGAUCAGGGAGCAGAGCAGUGUCGUCGUCCAGCUGAGCUGUCAACCGCGCGCGACGAGACGAGUGUCGUUCGUUCGUUGGGGAAGUGAGUUCGGGUGGUGGUGAGGUGGUGACAGGGACAACGGCCAGAUAAAGAGAGAGAGAGAAGUUUAACACCGAGUGUCAUCGGUCGGCCCCAGUGCUAAAAGUUGUUAACCAACAAGGGGAUUGACAACAAUCAUCAGAGCGGCGUUUAAGGGCCCCUCGAAUCGCGGACGAGAGUGAGUCUCCGGGUGCGGUGCGCUGAAAAAAGAGGAUUGGGAUGGCCGGGCAGACCAUCAACGACAGGCUGCUUGCAGCUAGGCACAGCAUCGCCGGUCAGGGACUCGCAAAGUCCGUCUGCAAGGCCACCACCGAGGAGCUGAUCGGACCGAAAAAGAAGCACCUUGACUAUUUAAUACACUGUACGAACGAGCCAAAUGUCUCGAUACCACAACUGGCCACCCUGCUCAUCGAGCGGUCGCAGAACACAAAUUGGACCGUCGUAUUCAAGGCCCUCAUCACUGUACAUCACAUGAUGUGCUAUGGAAACGAGAGGUUCACCCAGUACCUGGCGUCGAGUAACAGCACCUUUCAGCUCAGCAGUUUCCUGGACAAGAGCGGGGUGCAAGCUGGAGCACGUGUGGGAUACGAUAUGUCUCCAUUCAUCAGGCGGUAUGCUAAAUACUUGAACGAGAAGGCGCUUUCGUACAGAACUGUUGCGUUCGAUUUUUGCAAAGUCAAACGAGGCAAGGAGGAUGGUACUCUUCGAACGAUGAACCCGGAGAAAUUGCUCAAAACUUUACCCGUUCUUCAGGCGCAACUAGAUUCGUUACUGGAAUUCGACUGCUCGGCCAAUGAUCUUACAAACGGUGUUAUAAACAUGGCCUUUAUGCUUCUCUUCAGAGAUCUCAUACGUUUAUUCGCCUGUUAUAACGACGGAAUUAUUAAUCUAUUAGAAAAAUACUUCGAUAUGAACAAGAAACAAUGCCGGGAUGCGUUAGACCUUUAUAGAAAAUUCUUAACAAGAAUGAACAGCGUUGGAGAAUUCCUGAAAGUUGCAGAGAAUGUUGGUAUCGAUAAGGGAGACAUUCCAGAUCUCACAAAGGCUCCCAGCAGUCUGCUCGAUGCUCUCGAACAGCAUCUUGCCUCCUUAGAAGGAAAGAAAGGAUCUGCGGCUAAUACGCCAACGCAAACAGCUAGCCAUAGAACGAAUGUAAAGUCGGGAGUGUCCGCCCUGUCUUCCACCAGCAUGGCGUUUGGAACAGCAGCCAGCAACGCACGACUCGAUCAGACCGGUAAUGGGCACAUUGACGAGGCGUUGAGACAACAGGCUCUAGCCGAGGAAGAAGCAGCUAUGAAUCAGUACAAGGCCAAAGUACAGUCACCGUCGGGUGGUCCAAGCACUAAUCCAUUUCUCAGCUCUCCGACGAACAAUGCUGGACAGCCAAUCGUCGAUUUAUUCAGCUCGGCACCGGUGACGGAUAAUCAGGCACAAAAAGCAUCGGACGACCUUCUGCAACUUGCAGGAAACCCGUUUGCGGAUAUGUUUGGUAAUGCGCAAGCGCAGCCACAACCGGUGCAACCUGCGCCCGGUCAAAACAAUAUGUGGAUGACAAACGGUAAUGGUUUCGGAGCUGCUCCACCACCAGCAAAUAAUGCCUUUGUUACAGAUAACAAUUUCUCGUCUGUAUUUGGAAAUAAUCAAGAACAAUCAACUGCUGCCGCAGGACUUACCGGUUCUGUACCCAACCCAUUCAUGUCCGAUUUCCCAACAUCCGGUCCUCAGCCAACGAAUGCAGCCAAUAUCGGCUUGUUCGAUAGCAACACAGACCUGACAUCCUCAGAAAGUCAACCAUCCGCCGGUGGCGGGGACCUAUUCAGUGCUGGCGGUCAGGCAGAUUUCUUUGGGGGCGACGGUACAGUGGUCGGUACCUCAGAUGCGGGUAACGGGGACGCAGUUCUUGGGUCGUUACCAGGUGCGGCGUCCUCCGGAGCCCUUGGCUCUGUAAAGUCCACUGCAACGCCGCCGCCCAGACCACCGCCUCCCGCAAGUGCUUCUAACGGUACACCAAGAGCGAUGUCUCCUGCCAUUGGAAGCGCCUCGACUGGCAGAGCCGCGGCCUCGGCGCCUAGCAAAAGCGCUUUCGACGAUCUAAAUGACAGUAUUCGUAUGGCCCUGGGUGGGUCACCGUCACGCCCGCCACCCCUCGCCCAGCAAGCUGUUCCCCCUGCUCCACAACAAUCCCAACAACAACAACAACAACAACAACCAAGUUUGGUUGGCUUCGACAAGUUCGAUAUGGGGGGUAUGGGGGGUAUCGGGGUCGUUGGACAGCCCGUAAUGGGUGUAGCCGUCGCUCCGGGUUACGGUAUUCCUUCCCAAACCCAAAUUCCCGUCGGGUACGGUUCACCGGCAAAGCAGCCUAUGUCAGGUUUUGACGGUUUGGGCUCGGUGCUGAAGCCAUCCACCACUGUGUCUGGAGCUAAUAACGUUUCAGCAGCGGGUCAACCGGCGACAACUGGAAGCGGGGGAAAGGUCCUGACUGGUGACUUGGACAGCAGUCUUGCCAGCCUCGCGCAGAACCUUUCUAUCAACAAGAGUGCUCAGCAACAAGUCAAGGGAAUGCAAUGGAAUUCUCCAAAAAACGCUGCUAAGACUGGAGGACAAACGGGUUGGACGCCUCAGCCGAUGGCAGCGACAACGGGUGCCGGUUACAGACCAAUGUUAGUGACGAUUGGCAUAUUUAGUGCAGUGAUGCAUGCGUGGCAUAUGGCAUGUUGCCGGCUGUUACAGGGCCAAGGAAUGACACAACUUCCUCCAACAGCCAGUAUGGGCUUCCCAACCCAGCCUGCUAUGCCUCUGGGUAUGCAAUCUAUGCCGAUGGGUAUGCAGGGCAUGCGGCCAAUGAUGGGUGCAAUGCCUGGUGCUCCCGUUGCAACUGGUGGCAUGAUGGUUGCGGGGGGAACCGCGCCCACAAUAAUGGGUGCCCCGAGUCCCAUGAUGAGUGCUCCCCUGCAGCAGCAACACUCUCAUAGCACUGCUCAGUCGCAAGCAAACGCUGUACAACUUGAUCCUUUCGGUGCUCUGUGAGGGGAUUAGGAAUUCAAUUGGAAUUAAGAAGAUGAAGAUUAAGACGAUGAUAGAGAUGAAGAUAAUUUAUGGAGCUCCAACUUUGUACAUACUGUGUAAUAUGCCUUCUACAUGUUCAGCUUCCAUUCCUCGAAACCCCUCCCUUAUCACAAGUUGAUACUAAUCCAACUAUCGAAAAACCUCACUUCGUCCGCACCCAUCCGCAUCCCUCGCCCCUUUGUGAAUACAACAGGUAUUUAUAUAAAUAUUUUCUUAUUUUUAUUAGUCGCGAUAGCGAUCGUAUUUCCAGAAUGUUACAUUCUUUAUUUUCUUUGCAAACGGUAAAUCUGAUUUUAAACGUUUGCCAAAUUGUUGUGUAUAAAAUUCGUAUAAGUUGGCCUGCAGUGCUUAUACAGAUAUGAAUUCAUUUCACUUGUUGAAAGUUAUACAAAUGAUGAAUUACAACAGUUUUAAAUUCACGUUUCUAAUUGUAAAAUUCAUUGAUUUUUUUUUUUUUUUUUUUGUUUUCUGUUUCUUAUCGUUAUUAUAUGUCGUUUUAAAAAUAUUAUCCAAUGUGAAUAAAGUGUCGGAUGAAAUUCUUUUCCGUCAAACGGUCUAAGUAGAAUUAUUUUUUUGUUUUUUUUUUUACUGUGCUGAGUGUAACGAUCGUUGUAGCGAAUCAAUUCGACUACAUCGCAAUUCCUGAUCCGUACUAUAAUUCACACUUGUAUGUAUUGUGCCAGUUUCUUUGAAAUGAACAAUUAUCGUGGCGUAUACACGUAGAAUGAGAUAGAAUGUUUAGAACGAACUGUACAUUUUCAGUCCCCACUAAAUAUCUGGUAUGCAGAAUAUUGUUGUAUAUUAUUUUUUAUUUUUUUUUUCAAUUUAUUACCGUAAGUUAGAUAUUUUAUUAUUAUUACUAUUAUUAUUAUUAUUGUUGUUAUUAUUAUUAUUAUUAUUAUUAUUAUAUCUCUAGUUACAUUUUCUGGCCAAGGACAUUGAAGCAGUAACGAAAUAGUCUUCGUUUUGAAAGAUAAAAUAAAAAAGUAUUAAUUAAAUAAAUAUUAUUAAUUAUCAAAAUAAAUCUAUACAUAUAUAUGUAUAUACAUAUACACACACGCAUAUAUGUGUAUAACAAUAACGAUAAUGAUGAAUAUGUAAGAUUGUAUUGUAUGAUUCUACACGAUAGGAAGAAGGAAAAAGAUAAGAGAGACGAAGAAACUGAUGUAGACGGUUCCCCCAAUUAAAUGUUCUGCGUCACUGUAAUGUUCCGAUAUGUCUUAACUAGUUAGUAAAUUAAUAAUUAUUGUUUAAAACAAAAGAAUAUAUUAUUAUUAUUAUUAUUUUUAUUAUUAAUAAUGCUAUUGCUAGGUCUAUGAUACUCACAUAAUAUUAUAACGAUACCACAUUGACGAAUCUAUGGAUUCGAUUAUAGUUAAUUAUAAUAACGAUUUAAGAGGUCUACCAUACAGUUGUACAGCUUGGAGUACGCAUAUAUAUAUAUAUAUAUAUAUAUAUAUAUACACGCUAAACAAUUUAUUGUGGCUGUGGCUAAAAAGAGAAUCACGUCGAAUAUCUAAUUACAGAAUGAUCUUGCUUGAUCUCCGUGAUGUGGAAAGGAAAACAAAAAAAAAAAAUAAUAAAUAAUAAUAAUAAUAAUCGUUUGGGUAUUAGCUUCCGAUUACAUACAUAAAUCGCGUGUGGUUUUUUUUUUUUCAUGGAUGGUCGAUAAUCGCGCGCUAUGAGUAAGUAAGUAAAGUAUGCGAGUAAGUAAGUCGAAAAAAUACGAAGAAACAAACAAAAGUGUUGUAAAAUUUAUCGCGCGUAUGACAUUUAAAGUGUGUAAUUGAAUUAUGUCUGUAUACAUUAUACACAAACGAAUAGUUACAUACAUGUGCAUGAUACAAAUUUGUGAAAUUUUACCAAAUAAAAUAUCAAACUACUUUGAGUAAUGGAAAUGUUACCAAGGCAUAAAUAUUCCAGUUCACGAUUGGCCACAUUCUAAUAAUCGUCCGGUGUUAAAACGGUUCUUCUUGUUAGUUUAGCUUAUUUCUAUUUCUUUUUUUUUUCUAACUUUAAACUACAUUCGAUAACGAAACGUUUGAAGAAACAAUUUUUAGCUGGUAUUGCGAAAAUUAGUAGUACAGUAUUUAGAAAAUUGUAGUUUAUAGAAGAACAGAACAAGUAAGAUAAACCCUCGCAUGAUUUGUACAAUUGUAUUUACUGAGACCGUAUCCAGUUUAACGAGUUAAUUAAUGCACCCAAAUUCUGUCCAACGGUUAAAUCUGGUGCAUAAAUAUUCUCCAAGAGAAAGCAAAAAAAAAUAAAUAAAUAAAUAAUAAAACUUGUACAAUAAAUCAUAUACACUAUAUACAAGGUAUAAUUUCAGCGAACGUUUUUUCUCUGCAAUUAUUGCAUAACUAUUUGUUUACGAAAUAUCAAUUUAUCGCGAUCUCGAGUCGAAUAGCUACGUUAGUUUUACAGUUAUUAUAACCAACCGCGUUCAUCGCUAUUUUUCACCAUUUUUUAUCUCAACAUUUUACUCCUUUUACAAUUAUAAUUUUUCUUUCAUAAUUUUCUUUUUAAAUUGAAAUUUAAAACACAGGAUAUAAUUUUAUCGGCGUAUGAUCGUAUAAGUGAAAUUGAAAAAAAAAUUGUUACAUUUAAAAAAAUAUAUUCGCGACUCGAUGGAAUUGUAACAGUUAUGUAAAUAUGUAAGUUAAAUUUGAAAACGAAGUAGUCGAUUAUAUUUAAUUGAUUCCUUGGCACGUCAGUUCCACGAUUGGUUGCAGAAUUCAGAAAUUUCUAUUCGCGAUUCGUUUUUAUUCCUUUACGUUAGUUUUUGUCUAGCUUCAAUCGUCGAGACGAAAAAAAAAUUAUGAUUGUAAAAAUCAAGUCAAUUCAGGACUGGAAGUAUGCGAUUAAAAGUGUAUCGUAGCGUUGUUGGCGAAUGGUGCAUUUGCGUAUAAAUAAUAUAAUAUAUACAUUAUACAUAGAUACAUACACACAGAAACGUUAUAGUUAUGUUAAAAUUAAACGUGUAUUAUAAAUCAUAGAUUAGAAUAUAUAGAUGACAAAGAGCGACGUAUAUCUCCUUAAUCAUUCGCAUGUACACACAAUUGAUAAAUUAAUGAUACGUAUAUCAAUUAUUGUUUUUCAUAGCGUUGCAUUUUCAUUGCCUGGCAACUGUAGUGAAAUUAGAAAUUUUUAUUAACAGCAAUUCAUGGGUAAAUACGUAAAACUCUUUUUCAAAAACGCUAGAAUUUAGAGAUUUUUAUUGUUUUCCAAAAUUGCUGAUUCGAAUUUUUAUCGUCGAAUCGUAACAUUGCAUAUUAAAAAUAUGAUACGUGCAUAAUAACAGAUGCAUAAUUUAAUCAAAGACGUCACUUAAGCCACACAAAUCUCACUCGGCAUAACGAGAAUAAUUUCUCUUCUAUAUUCUCUCACCGAUUUCUCAUCGACGAAUUUUCUUACCUACAAAUUUUUUCCAAUUAAUCAUCAAUGAACAAUUAUCGAAAUUUCGUAUGGCUUUUGUUUACCUGGCGAGUUCGACUGCCCGUACGAAUAGAAAUUAAUCUUCAUAAUCUGCAGGUUAUUUAAGGAUAAACAGGACAAUAUUACGUGUGUAGCCCGUACCUUACGAAGAUUACGAAUACUUAUUAUGAUCCGAAUUUUCUUUAGGCUAGCGAAAAGGUGAAC